Phoenix dactylifera (date palm) is the source of this 1862-nucleotide messenger RNA. RefSeq names its product FMN-linked oxidoreductases superfamily protein. Lineage: Eukaryota; Viridiplantae; Streptophyta; Magnoliopsida; Arecales; Arecaceae. Gene Ontology annotation, molecular function: flavin adenine dinucleotide binding; tRNA dihydrouridine synthase activity. The record is from RefSeq and is a predicted model, not a curated record. Gene Ontology annotation, biological process: tRNA processing.
GCAGAGCAACGGUAAGCUAUCAAAUCGCUGGCGUCCGCCCCGCAAAACCAUCGGAUGAAGUUUCGGCGCGUGGCGUCCUCUCUUCUCACCCAGCCGAAACCCCACCUCGGGCCCCCUACCCCGCUCCUAAACCCUAGCUCUCCCAUGGCUGCCGGCCCUCCCGGGCACGAAGAGGACCCCGACGAGCGCCUCAGCGCCGCCCUCGACCGCAACCUCUCCCUCGCUGCCGACCCCCUGCUCCCCCUGCCGGAGCCUCCCGGGCGCCCGCUGACCGGGCACUCGCACGUCGAGCGAGCCUGGGCCCACUGGCGGAGGCUCGGCGAGCCCAAGCUCGUCGUGGCCCCCAUGGUGGACAACUCCGAGCUGCCGUUCCGGAUGCUCUGCAGGAAGUACGGCGCCGAGGCCGCCUACACGCCGAUGCUGCACUCGCGGAUCUUCACGGAGAACGAGAAGUAUCGGAAGAUGGAGUUCACCACCUGCAAGGAGGAUCGUCCGCUAUUUGUCCAGUUUUGUGCAAAUGAUCCUGACAUUUUGUUGGAAGCAGCAAAAACAGUGGAGCCCUACUGUGAUUAUGUGGACAUAAAUCUAGGGUGCCCACAGCGGAUUGCUAGGCGAGGGAACUAUGGGGCUUUCCUCAUGGAUAACCUCCCUUUAGUAAAAUCCCUAGUGGAGAAGUUGUCGCUGAACCUUUGUGUUCCAGUUUCAUGUAAGAUCCGAAUAUUCCCACGCCUGCAAGACACCAUAGCAUAUGCAAGGAUGCUUGAAGAUGCUGGUUGCUCUCUCCUGGCUGUUCAUGGCCGUAGUAGAGAUGAAAAGGAUGGGAAGAAAUUCCGAGCUGAUUGGAAUGCCAUCAAGGCUGUAAAAGAUGCUCUUAAGAUACCUGUCCUUGCAAAUGGAAACAUACGUCACAUGGGAGAUGUUCGUAGCUGUUUGGACAACACAGGUGCUGAUGGUGUGCUCUCAGCUGAGUCUCUUCUUGAAAAUCCAGCACUUUUUUCUGGACUCCAAACAUUGGAAUGGAGAGAAGAUGAUGAUGAAAGCAUGAAUGAUGUGGGAUUAGACCAGGCAGAACUAGUGGUAGAGUAUUUGAAGCUAUGUGAGCAAUAUCCUGUACCGUGGAGAAUGAUUCGCUCUCACGUGCACAAGAUGUUAGGGGAUUGGUUUGCUAUCCAUCCAGAAGUGAGAGAGGAACUCAAUGCUCAAUCAAAACUCACCUUUGAGUGGCUUCAUGAUAUGGUGAAGAGACUUAGAGAACUAGGUGGAAGAAUUCCACUGUAUGGAAAGGGUAAUGUUGCUGGGAGAACUAUGGUUAAUGGAGUUGCUGCAAGCAAUUCUUGAUUACUCUAAUUUUUUGGAAAUCAAACAUGACUUGGUAUACAGUUUUGUGUGCAUCAAGAAUAUGUAUGACAGUAUGACAAUAGAUUGGUUGUGGAUCGCCGGAACACAUGCGGCAGAUGGGACCCAUAGAAAAUGCAGCGGUGCUUUUGACCAUAUGCAGUGACCAAUUUUUUCUUCAGCAAGACAAAAAUGUCUAAUUUUCUAUCAUUCAUCUGUAAUGUCUUUUUCUUUUUCAUUAAUUUUAAAUGAUCAGUUAGCUAUUGUAUUGGUUGAGAGUGGCUUUUUGGCAGGAGGUUAUAUGUAUUAUUUGUCCAACCAACAUAUACGGAGUUGCACUAUCAAGCUAUUUAACUUGAUCCUUGGAAUGUGUGCAAAACUGCGGUAGAGAGACAAGUUAUAUGGAAUGAUACUGCAAUCCACCGAAUGUUGAAGUCAUGCCUGUAGCUGGAGGAAAUUGUGCCUGUUCUAACAUUUGAAAUGUGCUAAUUGACGAUUCUGCACUGUUUUGCCAUAUUUGUUUAGUG